Molecule: messenger RNA, 985 nt
Organism: Chlamydomonas reinhardtii
Lineage: Eukaryota; Viridiplantae; Chlorophyta; Chlorophyceae; Chlamydomonadales; Chlamydomonadaceae
Exons: 5
Coding region: 105-563 (152 amino acids)
Source: RefSeq, a predicted model, not a curated record
GUCCGUAAAACUUACUUCGGCGCAAGAGGUACACUAAACCAAGUGAUUUACGCGCUCAGCUAUCUCAAUUUGUCCCCUGGACCCCGAACUCGCACAAAGACGCCAUGGCCCCGAAGUUUAACGACGACGUUCUGCUUCAGAUCAGCUCGGUCGGCACCUGCGCCUGGGGCGUUGUCGGCUUAGCUGGCCUGGAACAGACCCACAAGGCCUUUUUCACGGACAAGCGGGAGAACAACCCUGAGAUGUCGCGCUACUGGGGAGACGCGUGCGCGAUGGCUGGCGCGAGUGGCUUCCUCGUUGCGCGCUCGGACGACAAGCAGCUGAAGAAGGACACAAUGAAGGUGCACGGUGCGGCCUGGGUUGCCUGCGGUGCCCUCAGCGCCUACAACUCCUACAAGGGCACGCAGCGCAAGGAGAUCGGCUACUCCAACGGCGCCGUCAGCGCGGCCCUAGGCGGUCUGCUCCUGGCGCGCGGCUUCUGGAAGGACGACAAGGACAAGAAGAAGGCCGACAAGAAGGCCACCACCACCACCACCACCACUACCGCUACCACCAAGAAGUAGUGAGCGCCGGCUGGAGAUUGGUUCUGCCGCCGAGCGGCCGAGGCGUGUGUUUCAAAUGCUAUCCUUGCUCUAGCUCAUUCCUUGAAGCUGAACCUUUUGUACUUUUGAGCUACGCAUGCUUUCUUUGGCAGUUGGGCUCGUUGAUAAUACGGUACAUACAGUGCCCGCCUCUUCCCCGUCCACCCAAACACUUUGCAUGGUUUGUGGGCACCUUAAAUCGUAAGUUUUCGUGAUAUCACACGCAUUGGGCGCAUGAAUGUGCACAAUGCCCCACAUACGGUAGGCGUAGAAUGUCUUUCUACAUUGGAUAUUGGCACGCCGUACUGCACAUACACAGACCUCAUGCGUUUUGGCGUCAAUAACGUGCAUGGCUGGCUUCGUGUAAGACCCAAUCGCGGCCUGCUAGUAUGCCAAUCAUGCCC